AUGACAAGCACGAGCAAGAAUAAAGAAAUGAAAGACAAGAGGGCAGACAGCAUUGAAGCUGUUCAAGAGGCAAAUGAACAGCCCAGUCUCCCUUCCAUUUACUCCAUAGCAGCCGCUCAUUCGCUGUCAAAAGACUUAAAACAAAAGUCCCUGCACUUAAUCAAAGUCAAAAGAAGACAUGGAGACUAUGGACAAUUUGAUUUGACGCACGCUUGGUCCCCAGAGGAUUUGAUGGAUGACCUAGGAAGUCGCUACGAGAGUGGACGGUCUAGAGACAGUACAUUGGCUGAUGAGAGUUUAACUUUGGCACGACCCUUUGUUAUGGAACCAUUGAGGACAUUUCAGGUAGUAGAUUGAGAUAUGAUUCUCUUUUGUUUUAUUUUCUUAGAAUUUUGACUGCACAUCUCGCAAUUUUGCUACCUAAAGUAUUCCCUGUCUAUAGAGUACUAAAGUGUGACGUCAUAAAAAUGAAAUUUCUGAAAUUAUGGGAUUUGUCAGGAUAUUCUGGAAGAACAAUGUCCAAGAGGCCUCUUUUUUUUUGGGUCGACCCAAAAAAAAUUUAGAAGGGUUUGUAUGGAGUUUUGUAAGCAUAACUAAGCUACGAUCUCAGAGACACUUUGCCCCCAAAUGCUCAUUUUUGGCAAGUAGGCCUCUUGGACAUUGUUCUUCCAGAAUAUCCUGACAAAUCCCAUAAUUUCAGAAAUUUCAUUUUUAUGACGUCACACUUUAGUACUCUAUAAGGCCAUGGCUACUUGAUGAAAAGAGUAAAGCCGCGCGUAAAUCAAUAAAUAAUUGACAAAUUUUACCCGGCCCCAUUUGUUCAACAAGGUGGAUAGCGCUAUCCGAUGGAUAAAUCUUUAUCCAGUGGAUAGUGCAAAUGUUUCCCAAAUACUUAUCCGCUGGACUGUGAUUUAUCCAGUGGAGAGCGCUAUCCAACGUUUGAAAAACCGGGGCCAGAAGGUGCUCUGAACUACUGGUAAGCUGAAUAAAAUACCAAAAAGAUUUUAUGGGACAAUUAUCCUCUCUAGUUAUCCACUUUUAUCAUUUGGGUGCGGCUUAACUCUUCCUCAAGUACCUGUCGGCGAUAGCAAUUUUGAGUUUGCCAUCAAACUGUCAAAUGUAUAAAGUUCACCUUAAAACAAAAGCUUAGUUUGAAAAAUUAUUGUCAGAUUCUCCGUGUUUUGUACAUAGCUAAGUACUUUGAGCCGUCAAGAAUUGUUUGAGCACCGCGUAAACAAUCUCAGUAUCUCACUGGACAUUAUGGGUGGCGAAAAAGGAAUCCUCAAUAACUACUCAGCCCGACAAAUUUCGGUUUUUAGCCAGAGGGAAGUGUUCAGUACUUUGGAAGUUUUAGCCACGACCACAGCCAUUAGUUAAUAUAAUGGUCGACUUAGUCAAGAGAAGAUUAUUCACUCCUGUUUGUCAUGUUCCAACACUUUCAAUAGGUCCUAAACUUUUCAUUAAUGGUCAUAUUAUUUGUCCAAUGUUUUUUCUUUCCGAUUCUCUCCCAGGAACACAAGGUCAAACCAAUCAUUCAACAUGUACUGGAAACUAACUUGGCAGAACAAAAGUAUGACCCAGUCUUUUGCAGAGAUGCUGCAGUCACGAUGGCCGAGGUUAUAAAGGAAAGAGUGAAAAAACUUUGUUAUCCUCGAUAUAAAUUUGUGUGUCACGUGGUCGUGGGAGAAGUUAAUCAACAGGAUGUGAAAGUUGUGAGCCGGUGCGCAUGGGACUCAGCGGUGGAUCGUUUUGUGCAGUAUCAGUAUAGCAACUAUUAUCUGUACGCCGUGGGGAUUGUUUAUGCAGUUUACUGUGAAUAA
Molecule: messenger RNA, 1820 nt
Organism: Porites lobata
Lineage: Eukaryota; Metazoa; Cnidaria; Anthozoa; Scleractinia; Poritidae
Source: the annotation of a GenBank genome assembly